AUGGAAAUUUCAACAUCCAUAACAAAUUAUUUCAAUAAUAAUGACAUUGACAAUGAAAGAAAAACUAAUGUUAAUUCUUACUUCUCACUGGAAUUAUUACGCGAAAUCUUUCUAUAUUCAGUAAAUCAAACAGGAGACGAUCAAUUAACCGUCACACGACUUAAAUCAUGGCUCGAUCAAGUAGACAUAGCUUCUGAAAAAGUAUUCGACCUAGUCUACCAAGAGCGAUUUCAGCCUGCCUACGGAAUAGGCACAAAACCUGAUCCACGAAAAGGAUUCUACUGGUAUCAGAAAUCGGCGCUCGGCGGUAACAACACUGGCAUGUUCAAUCUUGCAAAUUGUUACCAGUUUCAAUGGGCCACCUUGCAAGAUAUGCACCAGGCGCUGAAAUGGUAUCGAUUAUCUGAGAAAAAUGGGAAUGAGAGUGCCACUAGGGAAAUUGAUU
Messenger RNA from Ambispora gerdemannii, 445 nucleotides. The record is from the annotation of a GenBank genome assembly. Lineage: Eukaryota; Fungi; Glomeromycota; Glomeromycetes; Archaeosporales; Ambisporaceae.